Messenger RNA from Zychaea mexicana, 701 nucleotides. RefSeq lists its product as uncharacterized. The record is from RefSeq and is a predicted model, not a curated record. NCBI's taxonomy places the organism in Eukaryota, Fungi, Mucoromycota, Mucoromycetes, Mucorales, Lichtheimiaceae. The annotation marks the transcript as partial. The transcript is spliced from 3 exons.
CCGAUUAUCAAGCUCUACAGCAUCCACAGUGACGCAUAGAAAAAAAAACGCCUUACUCCUCUUCCUCUUGUUCUUCUUCCGAUCCAUCGCACAACUAUUACUGUACUUCCAACUACAAACCACCCCCGACUAUUACCUACUACUACAUAACAAACUUAUCCCCUACUGCGAUGCACAUCCUUUCGUUUUCUCGCUCUCUCUACCACUCUUACUUGGUUUUUACAUAUGCCAACCCUUUUCUCUGAUUUUUUUUUCUUUGUAGUAGUCAUAAAAUAUGUUUAUGUUGCUGGUAAUCAACCCAGAAGUAGCUAUACCUUGGAAAACUGUAUCCAGCAGUGUUUCACAUGGCGGUCGUGCCUUAUCACUCUAGUAGAUCGACAAUAUGCAUUGUGCUUAUUCUCUAUCUCUCCCUAGGUUUCUCGUGUAAUAAAGCAGCGAUAAAUUUAAAUGCAUGGUCAUUGAGCGCAUAUCGUCAUCAGUUUUGUAAAGAGCGAUUCUCCCGGUCUCUCUCCAUCCACUCCUUCCCUUCUUUCCGGUCUUCUAUCUCAUGUAAUGGAUUCAGGGACAGAGCGAGAGGAGAUUUACAUAGAGUGGGAUGUACAUUUGGAAUCCUAAAUUGAAAAGGGAUUAAUUUCAACCAUGAUUUCAACCAUAUACGAUUACGGAACAGCAGCAGCGCAAAAGGCUGCAAUUGCUGUUUU